CGUGUGAAAUGACUACCCCAAUUUUCACAGUCCAAAAAGUGAAACUCACUUCGUUCGUGGCCCAGUUGCUAAGCUUGAUCAGUUAUCACCAGUAGCCAUGUACUUUCUACCCCAUUUAACUAAUGGCUGGCAAGUCGAUCAAGCCAUUUUGUCGGAAGAAGACCGUGUUGUUAUCAUUCGCUUCGGCCAUGACUGGGAUCCAACUUGUAUGAAGAUGGACGAGACGCUGUACGGUGUUGCUGAAAGAGUCAAGAACUUUGCCGUCAUAUACCUUGUCGAUAUUACUGAAGUACCCGACUUUAACAAAAUGUACGAAUUGUACGAUCCUUGUACUGUCAUGUUCUUCUACCGAAACAAACAUAUCAUGAUAGAUUUGGGAACUGGUAACAACAACAAGAUCAAUUGGGCAAUGGAUGAUAAGCAGGAGAUGAUUGACGUUAUUGAGAUCGUUUACCGUGGUGCCAGAAAAGGUCGUGGUCUGGUGGUAUCUCUUAAAGACUAUUCAACGAAAUACAAAUAUUAAUAGUAGAAAGACGAAACGAUGGUAUUCAAAUUACCAAUUAAAACUGUACAAAAGAAGGGCAAUGAAAUAAUUUAAAAAA
This is a messenger RNA of Umbelopsis ramanniana AG, 602 nucleotides long. RefSeq lists its product as uncharacterized. The transcript is spliced from 4 exons. NCBI's taxonomy places the organism in Eukaryota, Fungi, Mucoromycota, Umbelopsidomycetes, Umbelopsidales, Umbelopsidaceae. The coding region runs from base 98 to 523 and encodes 141 amino acids. Gene Ontology annotation, biological process: mRNA splicing, via spliceosome. Gene Ontology annotation, cellular component: spliceosomal complex; U5 snRNP; U4/U6 x U5 tri-snRNP complex. The record is from RefSeq and is a predicted model, not a curated record.